CCCGCGGGACCGGGACAUGCUCUGCGCGCCGCGGCCCCCCGCGCUGCCCCGGGCACAGCGCCACCGCCCCGCCGCGGCCGCCGACCAGGUCUUGGUUGCUGUCGACAAUAACAUGGGUGAUGGUUGCUCUCAGAAGCUGGCAACUGCUAAUAUUCUCCGCUUCCUAUUGCUGGUCUUGAUUCCAUGUAUCUGUGCGCUCAUUGUCCUGCUGGUGAUCCUGCUUUCCUUUGUUGGAACAUUAAAAAAAGCCUAUUUUAAAUCUAACGGGAGUGAGCCUUUGGUCACCGAUGGUGAAGUCCCAGUGUCUGAGAUUAUUCUUACAAAUCCAGUCUGUAACAAGAGCACCGCAACAUCGGCUACACAUCCCAGUCAACACAUUCCAGCCUGGACCACGGAUGCUUCUCUCCCAGGGGACCAAAAUCACAGGAACGCAAGUGCCUGUCUGAACAUCACCCACAGCCAGUGCCAGCUGCUGCCCUACCACGCCACCCCAACGCCUCUCUUCUCAAUUGCCAACAACAUGGACAUGGAGAAGUUCCUCAAAUUCUUCCUGUACCUACAUCGCCUCAGUUGCUACCAGCAUAUCAUGCUUUUUGGCUGCAGCCUGGCCUUCCCCGAGUGCGUGGGCGACGGUGACAGCCAUGGACUCCUGCCCUGUAGGUCCUUCUGUGAGGCUGCAAAAGAGGGCUGCGAAUCAGUCCUGGGGAUGGUGAACGCCUCCUGGCCGGAUUUCCUCGCCUGCUCCCAGUUUAGAAACCAAACCGAAAGCAGCAAUGCCAGCAGGAUUUGCUUCUCACCUCAACAAGAAAAAGGAAAGCAAUCGCUCUGCGGCGGGGGCGACAGCUUCCAGUGCGCCAGCGGGCUGUGCGUGCCCCACAAGCUGCGCUGCAACGGCCACAACGACUGCGGGGACUGGAGCGACGAGGCUCAGUGCAACUGCAGCGAGAAUCUCUUCCACUGUCACACGGGCAAGUGCCUUAAUUACAGCCUCGUGUGUGAUGGAUACGAUGACUGUGGGGACCUGAGUGAUGAGCAGAACUGUGAUUGCAAUCCCACAAAGGAGCAUCGCUGUGGAGAUGGGCGCUGCAUCGCAAUAGAGUGGGUGUGCGACGGUGACCAUGACUGUGUGGAUAAGUCUGACGAGGUCAAUUGCUCCUGUCGCAGCCAGGGCCUGGCGGAGUGCCGCAGCGGGCAGUGCAUCCCCAGCACGUUCCGGUGCGACGGCGACGAGGACUGCAGGGACGGCACGGACGAGGAGGACUGCGGCGCCGGUCAGACUCCAUGUCAAGAAGGUGACCAAAGAUGCCUCUACAAUUCCUGCCUUGAUUCAUGUGGUGGUAACUCUCUUUGUGACCCGAACCACAGUCUAAAUAACUGUAGUCAAUGUGAACCGAUUACAUUGGAACUCUGCAUGAAUUUACCCUACAACCAUACAAAUUACCCAAAUUACCUUGGCCACAGAACUCAAAAGGAAGCAUCCAUCAGCUGGGAGUCCUCUCUUUUCCCCGCACUUGUUCAAACCAACUGUUACAAAUACCUCAUGUUCUUUGCUUGCACCGUUUUGGUACCAAAGUGUGACAUGAACACAAGCCAGCGUAUCCCACCCUGCAGAGCACUGUGCGAGCACUCGAAAGAACACUGUGAGUCUGUUCUUGGGAUCGUGGGCCUACAGUGGCCUGAAGACACAGAUUGCAGUCAGUUUCCAGAGGAAAAUUCAGAUAACCAAACCUGCCUAAUGCCUGAUGAAGGUGUGGAAGAAUGCUCACCUAGUCACUUCAAGUGUGGCUCCGGACGGUGUGUUCUGGCUUCCAGAAGAUGUGAUGGCCAGGCCGACUGUGAUGAUGACAGUGAUGAAGAAAACUGUGGCUGUAAAGAGAGAGAUCUCUGGGAAUGUCCAACCAAUAAACAAUGUUUGAAGCACACAGUCAUCUGUGAUGGGUUCCCAGACUGUCCUGAUGGCAUGGAUGAGAAGAACUGCUCGUUUUGCCACGAUGACGAACUCGAGUGCGUGAACCAUGAGUGCGUGCCCCGUGAGCGCUGGUGUGACGGGGAAGCCGACUGCUUGGACAGUUCUGACGAGUGGGACUGUGUGACCCUCUCUAACAAUGCGAGCUCCACGUCCUUCCUGAUGGCUCACAGAUCUGCCGUGGAACACCACGUGUGUGCGGAUGGCUGGCAGGAGACGCUAAGUCAGCUGGCCUGCAAGCAGAUGGGUUUAGGAGAACCAUCUGUGACCGAACUGGUACAGGACCAGGAGCAAGACCAGCAGUGGCUGACACUACACUCCAACUGGGAGAGCCUCAAUGGGACGACUUUGCAUGAACUGCUGGUAAAAGGGCAGACUUGUCAUAGCAGAAGUAAGAUUUCUCUUCUGUGUACGAAACAAGACUGUGGGCGCCGCCCUGCUGCCCGAAUGAACAAGAGGAUCCUUGGGGGUCGGACAAGUCGCCCUGGAAGGUGGCCGUGGCAAUGCUCCCUGCAGAGUGAACCCAGUGGACACAUUUGUGGCUGUGUCCUCAUUGCCAAGAAGUGGGUCCUGACAGUCGCUCACUGCUUCGAGGGGCGGGAGGAUGCUGCGGCCUGGACGGUGGUGUUGGGCAUCAGCAACCUGGACCACCCGUCGGCGUUCAUGCAGACGCGGCCCGUCAAGACCAUCGUCCUGCACCCUCGCUACAGCCGGGCCGUGGUGGAUUAUGACAUCAGCGUCGUGGAGCUGAGCCACGCGGUCCGCGAGACCAGCUACGUGCGGCCCGUCUGCCUGCCCGGCGCGCAGUGGGCCCCGGAGCCCGACACCUACUGCUAUGUCACGGGCUGGGGCCACACGGGCCACAGAAUGCCUUUUAAGCUGCAAGAGGGUGAAGUCCGCAUCAUCUCCCUGGAGCAGUGCCAGGCCUACUUCGACAUGAAGACCAUCACCACCCGGAUGAUAUGUGCUGGCUACGAGUCUGGCACCGUCGACUCGUGCAUGGGUGACAGCGGUGGGCCACUGGUUUGCGAGCGGCCUGGAGGACAGUGGACAUUAUUUGGCUUAACGUCGUGGGGCUCUGUCUGCUUUUCCAAAGUCCUGGGGCCUGGAGUUUAUAGCAACGUGUCCUACUUCGUCGAAUGGAUUGAAAGACAAAUAUACAUCCAUAACUUUCUCCUGAAGUAAUUCCAAAGAUGACGAGAGACUUUUGCCAGCUACACUCAAAGAAAAUGGCCUUUUUGACUGAGCAGAGCUUCCUGCAGAGAGCCGUCCAGAAGCACUUGUCAUGGACAGGGACGCUCAGCAGUGCACUGCAAAUUUUCAUGUUUGUUUUGGUCUAAUUUUAGUCUUUUCAGCUUUAGUUUUCUCUUAUUUCAAGUUUAAUGACAGUCUUUAAACAACAAAGCAAGGCAGAUUUUGUUCUUUUGCCAGCCUUCAUCUUGACCAUAGUACAAAAUUAUCAGCUCUGGAAUAAGGCAGGUGCUAGGGCAGCAGGUUCUAGAAAAUCCUCUUUAUUCCAGUCCCCAGGAGGACACAGAGACCCAGGCUGACGAAUCUUUGCCAGCUUUUGUUUCUCAAGCACAAUUAGCAGAGUUGGCAAAUCUUAAUAUUAAUAUUGGAGACUUGCUUUUGAUUUAUUAAGAGCCAAGACAUUUUACAUGCUUAAAUUAUUUACUAUUACUCAAGUCUGCAUAGUUCUGAAAACCUAUGAAAAGACAGUCAGAGGCAAAAGACAAGUAAAGUAGCCUCCAUUUCAGUGGCUGAAAUGGCAGGACGUGCUGACACAAAGGUCGUUAGACGUCAACACUAGCCUUUAGCAUUACAGGGCUGCACGCUCUGAACUUAAGUCAAGGAUGUGACCUUACAGAAGGGUCUCCACAGAACCUUCCCUGUAGCCGGGAUGUGUUCAGUGUGUUAUCAGUUGGCUGACCGAGACCUCCACAACUAGACGGAUAUUUGUGGGAAACCUUUUGUUUUGCCUUAUGUGACAAUGAAUUGACAUUAAACUUUGCCAAAGGAAAACUUGCUUCGGCCUUGGUCACUAAAACAAAAAUCUAAAAAUGCUUUUAAGCGCUUGGCCACUCUAUGCACGUCAAUUCCCAAAGUAACUGGUGGUUAAAGGUAUUUCUCCCUACUGAAAAGCUGCCAAAUGCCAAUUUUCACACGGAAAUAAUCUGUCAGGCAUCCAUUUAGCCACAUCGAAAUGCCUUCCGAACAAGUUAGGACUCCCUGCUGACCUUCACCAGCAAUUUUACAUUUUUUUUUUUUUUUGUACUUCUCUGCAUGUACACACAUUUCAGGUUUGAAAAGCUACCUUGACACUUUCCAUGUUAUGCGUCUCCUGCUCUGUGGUUUGUAUAAACCUGUUGAGACUGAAAUCCAGCAACGGAAUGAUGGACACAACUGUGUGAGAGCUGAAGAGCAUACGUCGGUUUGGUUCUAGCUGUAGGUACAUAAUGUAAUAACCUGUAGCUUCGCUCAACUUCUGUUCGGUCAAGUGUACCGACUGUACUUAUUCUACAUAACCCUUCAUGCAAAUAAAAUGGUACGAUCCUUCUUUUUAAUGGACAUGGAACAUGGAUCGCAAGUCCCAGAAAUCCGUGCAUCCCCCUAGAACAGUUGGCUCCCAGCUGCCGACCAAUCCGAGUUCACCUGUCAUGUGUCCCACUGGCACAGCAACUCUUUUGUCUUAGGUGAUGGGUGACUCUUUGAAAACGAGAGGUUGCUAAUACUCUCAAAGUCCCUCCAGUGUCCAAAGAAAACUUUAAUCCUGGUAACAGCGCGAGGGAUCUUUCACGUCUAGAGUACAUCUUGGGAGCCUGAUACAAUUCUUUCAUGAAUCUUUUGUUAUAAAAUUAUACCCCAAAAUGUAUAUCAUUAAAUCAAUUUUUCAUGGUUA
This is a messenger RNA of Canis lupus familiaris (dog), 4865 nucleotides long. It is a transcript of the gene CORIN, whose product is annotated as corin, serine peptidase. The record is from RefSeq and is a predicted model, not a curated record. NCBI's taxonomy places the organism in Eukaryota, Metazoa, Chordata, Mammalia, Carnivora, Canidae. Gene Ontology annotation, molecular function: serine-type endopeptidase activity; protein binding. Gene Ontology annotation, cellular component: membrane. Bases 17 to 3151 code for a protein of 1044 amino acids. The transcript is spliced from 22 exons. Gene Ontology annotation, biological process: peptide hormone processing; acrosome reaction; regulation of blood pressure.